Molecule: messenger RNA, 483 nt
Organism: Amaranthus tricolor (Joseph's coat)
Lineage: Eukaryota; Viridiplantae; Streptophyta; Magnoliopsida; Caryophyllales; Amaranthaceae
Exons: 2
Coding region: 1-483 (160 amino acids)
Source: RefSeq, a predicted model, not a curated record
AUGGGUGCUAUUCAUCGCAUUUUUCGAUAUAUUCAUGGUAUUCUUAAUCAUGGUCUGCACUUUUAUAAGUCUCCUAUUUCCUAUCUUCUAUCAUAUAACGAUGCUGAUUGGGGUGGUUAUCUUUACACCCGUCGUUCUACUUAUGGUUACUGUGUUUUCUUGGGUGAUAAUUUAGUAUCUUGGUCUGCUAAGCGACAACCCACUGUUUCUAAAUCCGAUGCUGACGUUGAAUACCGUGGUGUCGCUAAUGUGGUUUCUGAGACUUGUCGGAUUCGUAACUUGCUUCUUGAGCUCCAUUGUUCUAUUCCUUCGGCUAUGCUUGUAUAUAGUGAUAAUGUUAAGCGUGGUAAUGUUCGAGUUCAUCUUCCUUCUCGAUAUCAGAUUGCCGAUAUUUUUACAAAAGGUCUUCCUCAAUUUCUUUUUGAUGAUUUUCGAUUCAAUCUCAACGUUUGCCCACCUCUCGAUUCGACUGCGGAGGUGUAA